AAAAUAAUCGUUGUUUUCAGAGAGAAAAAAAAGGAAAAAUACUUUCAUUAAUUAAUUAAUUUUUUGUUAAAAAUCAAAUCAAAUUAAAAAAAAUGGCCAACAAUGUAAAUUUAUCAAGAAUUUCUGGAUCAACGAUUGAAAAUCCAAGUCCAACAUCAGAUUCAGGUGGUGGUGUACCAUAUGAUCAAUUUGGUCAUGGUCAUUAUUUUUCGAAAAAAACAUUCCAUAAACCAACUUAUUGUCAUCAUUGUACAGAUAUGUUAUGGGGUCUUAUUGGUCAAGGUUUUAUUUGUGAAGUUUGUAAUUUUGUUGUACAUGAAAGAUGUUUAAAAACGGUUGUAUCACCUUGUUCGACGGUUGCCACCAAUGUGAUAAAGAAUCCUGUACCACAUUGUUGGACUGAAGGACAUUUGAAAAGAAAAUUUUGUAAUGUUUGCCGUAAAAGAAUUGAAGAUCAAAGUGCCGUACGUUGUGAAGUAUGUGAAUAUUGUGUACAUGUUGAAUGUCAAGAUUUUAGCGUACCGGAUUGUAAAGAAUGUGCCACCUAUGUACCUGAACAAGAGCUCAAAGAAGUUGUUCAAACACAUCAUUGGCGUGAAGGAAAUCUACCGGCCAAUUCAAAAUGUCAUUAUUGUAAAAAAACAUGUUGGUCAACUGAAUGUUUAGCCGGUAUGCGUUGUGAAUGGUGUGGUAUAACAGCACAUGCUGCUUGUUAUCGUCAUUUAUCAAUUGAAUGUAAUUUCAGUUGGUUACAAUCAAUAAUGUUACCACCAUUUGCUGUUAGCAUACCACGUACUGAUGUACCAUUAGAAACUAUUAUCGGUGUUAAAAGUAAAAAAGAAUCACAAACACCACGAAUAAUACCGGAUGAAACACCAGAAUUUGAUAGACGUGGUGAUAAAGAUUCGGAUGAAUUUCCAUCACCAAAAGAUAAAGAUAAAGAUGAAGAAACAAUAAAAGUAUUUGAUGGUAAUGCAUCAAUGAAACGUAAAACUUAUCGUACGAUAACAAUAUCAAGAAAUGCUAAUAAAGAUCAAAUAGUUGCUGCUUGUUUACGUGCAUUUCAUAUACAUGAUGAUCCAAGACAUUAUAUUAUAACUGAUGCUUAUGCUCGACCUGAAAGAGAAAUUUCCGAUUUUAUGCCCGUACAAAGUUUAAUUCGAACUGAAGGUAAACGAUGUGGUAUUUAUUUUCGUUAUAAACCACCUAAUCCAGAUGAAGGAGCUAUUCGUGUUUAUCCGGGACGAUUAAAUGUCACCGAUACUUAUCGUGUUAUAUCCGUUACAAUCGAUACCGGUGUUGAUGAAGUUAUGGUCGAAGCAUUAGAUCAAUUUGGUUUAGAUUCAUCCGAUUUAAAUCGUUAUCGUUUAGUUGAAGUGUCAUUAGAAAAAGGAUGUGUUCAUGAACGAACUAUGGAUAAUAAUGAAAGUCCAUGGGCUAUAAUUAAAGGAUUGGCACGGGAAUCAAUAAGACAAAAAGAAAAUACAAGAUUCUAUUUACAACAAGUUGAUGAAGUUUAUUGUUCAAAUGUAGCUAUAUUUGUUGGUAAUUUACCGGCUAAUCUUUCACAACGUCAUUAUGAACGUAUACUUGUCGAUUUCCUUGGAAAACCAUAUAAAUAUCGUCAAAUUGGUCCAAUUUAUUAUGAAUAUGGUUCAAUGAUAUUAACAUAUGAUAAUGCUGAUAUUGCUGUUAAAGCAUAUUAUAUGUUAAGAGAAAGUAUUUAUGAUGAUAAAAAUUUAUUAGUUUUAUUAUUACCAAAUAUAAUGCCCGAAAUGGUACCAAAAGGUGUUCGUCCAUUAUUGGUAUUUGUUAAUGUUAAAAGUGGUGGUUGUCAAGGUUUAGAGCUAAUUUCAUCAUUCCGUAAGCUGCUCAACCCUUAUCAAGUGUAUGACCUUGAAAAUGGUGGUCCAUUACCCGGUUUGUAUGUAUUUCGUCAUAUAAAAGAUUAUAAAAUAUUAGUAUGUGGUGGUGAUGGUACUGUUGGUUGGGUUUUACAAUGUCUCGAUAAUGUUGGUCAAGAUUCAGAAUGUCAAACACCACCAUGUGCUAUUGUACCGUUAGGUACGGGCAAUGAUUUAGCAAGAGUUUUACGUUGGGGUCCUGGUUAUACCGGACAAGAAGAUCCAAUAACCGUAUUGAAAGAUGUUAUCGAUGCUGAAGAAAUACGACUAGAUCGUUGGACAGUUGUUAUACAUCAAGAAGAAACUGGUGAACGUCAAUCAUCAAAUCAAGAAGAUAAUACAGCUAUUAUGGUUAUGAAUAAUUAUUUUGGUCUAGGUAUUGAUGCCGAUCUUUGUCUUGGAUUUCAUAACGCAAGGGAAGAAAAUCCCGAACGUUUCAAUAGUCGUUUACACAAUAAAGGUGUUUAUGUUAAAAUGGGUUUGAAAAAAAUGGUUAGCCGUAAAUCAUGGCAAAAUUUUAAUAAAGAUAUUCGUUUAGAAGUUGAUGGUAAACAUGUUGUACUUGAUUCAAAAGUUGAAGGAAUUAUUAUUUUAAAUAUUUUAAGCUGGGGAUCCGGUGCCAAUCCAUGGGGCCCAGAAAAAGAUGAUCAAUUUUCUAAACCAAAUCAUUAUGAUGGUAUGUUGGAAAUUGUCGGUGUUAAUGGUGUUGUACAUAUGGGACAAAUACAGAGUGGUCUUAGCAGUGCAAAACGUAUUGCUCAAGGUGGUCAUAUUCGAAUAAAAAUUCUUACCGAUAUGCCAGUCCAAGUGGACGGCGAACCUUGGAUACAAUCGCCUGGUGAAAUCGUGAUACUUAAAUCUGCAGUCAAGGCUACAAUGUUACGUAAAUCAAAAAUGAAACGUCGUAAUACGGAACCAUCAUUACCACCAGGUACAACAACUGGUUCCAAUGAAGCAUGUGUUGCAGGAUCAUCAUCAUCAUCAACAUCGAUAAUUCUGUCAUCAACAUCGACAACAUCGACAUUGUCGACAAUAACAACUGCCACUGAAUUUAUGACUGGAUUAUCAUCAUCAUCAUCAUCAACAACAACAACAACAACAGCGACCACAACUGGAACUGGAAGACGUUGUUUACGUGAAAAAGAUGAAUUUGGAAAAUUAGAGAAAAUAUUUUCCGAAACUGAAUGAAUCGAUCGAUCGAUUGAUUUUUAUUGAUUUUUAUUUUUUUCCAUUAAUUGUGAUCAACAUUACAAAAAAAAAAAAUUAUAAAUAUACAUUUUACUUUGACUUUGACCUAAUCCUGAUCCAAGUUCAUCUAAUCGAGAUAUGAUUCGAGCCUAAAUUGAAAAAAAAAUUCAAAUCAAAGGAAAAGGAUAAAAGGUUAAAAUAAUGAUCAACCAAAUAACUUAACUUGUUUCAU
Molecule: messenger RNA, 3324 nt
Organism: Dermatophagoides pteronyssinus (European house dust mite)
Lineage: Eukaryota; Metazoa; Arthropoda; Arachnida; Sarcoptiformes; Pyroglyphidae
Product: diacylglycerol kinase theta-like
Biological process (GO): phospholipase C-activating G protein-coupled receptor signaling pathway
Cellular component (GO): membrane
Molecular function (GO): ATP-dependent diacylglycerol kinase activity
Source: RefSeq, a predicted model, not a curated record